AUGCGUGUCCUUCUCGACGUGGAAAAAGCCUACGACUCCGUGUGGCAAGACGCUGUUGUGUACAAGCUCUUCCGCUCGAAUCUCCAACUCUACCUGGUCAAGAUUGUGCAAUCGUUCCUUUCUAAUCGUACUUUCACGGUUGCCGUGAAUGGUGAAAACUCCAGCACCCACAACAUCCCCUUUGGCGUGCCUCAAGGAUCAGUCCUGAGUCCGAUUCUCUACAACGUCCUCACUUCUGACGUACUGAUGGUAGACGGUGUAUCAUACGCAUUCUUUGCGGAUGACACGGCUUUCCUAGCGUCGGACAAAGAUCCGGAAAUAGUCGUUACUCACCUCCAAGCGGCGAUGAACAAUCUCCAGGAGUUCCAACGGAAGUGGCGAAUCAAAUUGAACGCAGGAAAAACGCAGUCGAUUUUCUUCACGAAGAGGCGUGCUGCUCGACACCUUCCCCGCAGGUCGAUUACGGUCAAUGGUCAGCCAACUACAUGGGACGAUGAAGUCACAUAUCUUGGAGUGCUGUUCGACAAGAAGCUGAAGUUCGACAAACAUGUGAACUACGUCGCCGGAAAGGUUGAUCGGUCUACCAAAGCGCUGUACUCCCUGCUGAAUCGACGGUCGAAGCUGCACAUUAAGAACAAGCUGCUGGUGGUCAAGUGCGUCAUCCGACCAAUGAUCACCUAUGCAUCGGCGGUUUGGGGAAACUGUGCUAAAUCUCACCGCAAAAGGCUGCAGGUGAAACAGAACAAGCUGCUCAAGAUGGUUCACAACUUAAACCCUCGGUAUCCGACCGAUGAUCUCCACAAGCUGGCCGGAGUCGACACCGUCGAUGAGAACCUUCUCGUAGAUAGGAGUAUCAAUGCAACCAGCAGGACGCAACAUGACACCAAAGAAGCGGAAGAAGACCGAACCAACCUUACUGAUAAUGAUGACAGCGCACCCGUUACGCCGUUGGCCACUCACAAAAAGGACGAGCUUCAACUGCUGCUGGAGAAAUCCAAACAGCGCGAAGAACAGGAUGAAGAAUCGAUUGAUGCUCCUCCGCUGUUGAAAGCAACGCUGCCGAUCAUCGAAACCGUUCCGUCGUCGGGUCCCAUCAGUCCGGAGGUGAUAACGUCGAUGAGUGUUCCGGAGAACCUCGGCUCCAUUCCAUUGAAGAUCGUCGAGUCGGACAAACCCCUGUCGCGAUCCUUGGACAGUGCCGGAUCGGCUGACUUUGGGAGUUCGUUCCUGGGAGGCAGUCAACCGCCGGCGUUUCCCCAGGAGCGUUCCUUUAGUUCGGAGAGCCUCAACAGCGAAACCUCCGUGGAUUCCAACGAUUCCAAAAGUAGUUUGAAAAUCAUCGAAUCUAAGUUCGCUGCCCGGAAUGGCACAUUGGAGCGGCAGCAGUCGAACGCCGCCAACAGGGAAGCCCAACAGGCCGAGCAGUCAGCGAACACACCCUGCGGUCUACAAGUCCUCGUUCUGUGGAACAACGAAAUCACCCGGAACGCAGCCCAAACGUUUUCCGAUCUGAUCGAGAACACGUCCACGCUGGAGAUCCUGAACGUGGGCUGCAAUCUGCUGUGCAACGACUUUGUGGCCAGCAUCAAAAGCAGUCUCAAAGUGAACAGCAGUGUGACCAGCUUGGGGUUGCAGGGGGCGCACCUAUCCGACAACGGGGCCAAAGUGAUGGCCGAAGUGAUCGAGUUCGGUGGCAAUGCCACGCUGCAGCGAAUCGAUCUGCGGAACAACAACAUUCUGGCGACGGGACUGGAACACCUCAACGAAGCGAUGAAGUCCAACAAAACCGUCACCCGGAUCGAUUUGGACGAUGUGCCGCGGCGAGUUGUGGAAAACUCCAUCGACAUUGGUCCGGAGUACGCCCGCCUACUGAACAGCCUCCGGUCCCAGUGCGAGCGUAACAAGAACCCACAGGAACCAUCGGAACCGAUCAGCACGUCGAUCAAGCGCCUGCGAGGAUCGCACCUCAAUUCCCGGAAAAUCUCCCUCACCUGCUCGUCGAUCCGGGUCGCACCGAGUGGGACAACCGCCGGCGAGAAGCACCACCACCAUCUGCUGGACCCGAGCAAGAAAACCGGUGGGCGAUUACGUUCUCCAUUGCCAAGUCCGAUCCCAUCACCCAUUGCGUCGCCGGUGCCGAGUCCCUCGCGGAAUCGCUUCCAGGUGACACGUGUCGGCGAGUCUACCGGCAGUACCAGUAGUCUCACCAGUAUCAACGCCACGAGCAAUACAUCUACCUCACCGUCGCCCUCAUCGACGGGAAGCUCGCCGACACUGUUUUUCGCGGCAAAUUCGCGCUUUCGGGUAGUGACCGUCGAGGAACCGGCAUCAGCACCACCGUCUUCGUCGUCGUCUGUUCCUAACUACCCCCUGGGGAAACUGUCAUCCUCGUCCAUAUCGCCAUCACCGCUUGUUACCAGUGGGAUCAGUCGAAUGCCACCUUCUAGCAGUAGUUCAGCGCCUGCCCUGUCCUCAUUCGUCAGCUCACCGAAACUAACAUCGUCACCGAUUCUGCAGCAAUCGGUUGCUACUAAUACGAAUCUGUCACCGGUGCUAGUGACGUCACCACAGCCUUCUAUUGUGCAGUCACCACAGCCAUCACUACAGCAACAACAACAGCCUCUAUCGGCAACACCCGCUUCACUCCCACCGACACCAAAGUCCAAGCAUACACGAUUACCUUCCACUAGCAGUUCGACGUUGAACGAUUCGGUCAUUUCGUCCACGUCGAUCGAAAGUCCUGAUCUCGAAGUGAAACGGUUCAUGACCGGAGCUGGAACCGUUAACACUGGCCAUCAUACUCGAACGCACUCCUCCACGAUGGACGACAGCUGCUGUUCGUCUAUCAGCAGUAGUAUCGAUUCGAUCGACAACGUACACUUCAUCAACAACAAUAACAACAACAACACAUCCAUCAGCUCGACGGACGAAAGUUUCGAUCUGAUCGUUAGUUCACCUUCUUCCUCAUCGAUAUCGAUCGGAUCGGUGAGCACAGCCCCUCUAGUAAAGUCCACCGCCAGUCAACAGGCGGACAUUACACUUAUCCCACAACAGAAACAACAGCCAGAACAUCAACAACACCAGCAAAAGCAACAUUCACAGAAACCCGUGAACCCAACGAGCAACAAAGAGUCCCCCAACCUACUGGGAGUCAAUGUCAAUCUGUUGAAGGUGAAGAACAAUAGUUUGUCUAGUUUAGAAAUGAGCACCAGCUCGCAGGAGUCGCUCCUGUACGAUGUGCAAGAUCUGUCCUCGGUGUCGUCGAUAUCGUCGUUGUCGGGUGGUGGUGGUGGCGGCGGGUCAUCUUCGCUGGUCGGAGGUAUUGCUGCCGGGACCGCUCGGUUAACAACGGCGGCGGCCUGCAGUGGCAAUUCCAACGAAAACACUCUGACGUCGAUUCAGAGCUUAGACCGGGACGUUCGACCAGCUCCGGGUAAAUCAUCCGAGAAGCCCCCGCGGGUGCGGAAAACCUCGUGGAUAGCGUCCAUCGGUAACCACCCGAAGACGACUGACACCAGCUCAACGGGCUCGUCCGGUGGCAACAGUUCCGGCGGGGGCAGUGGAUACUCGCCUGCCAUCGAGAAGCUACUGGCCAUCUUCAACCCGGGUAAUCUGUUUUCCUCCAACAAAUCUAGUCCACCGAGUUCCGAGUGUGGAACCGCCUCAACCGGAGGAGGAAGUAGCUCAACAGCGGCGGCGGCGGCGAAGGAGAACACUUCCUCAUCGCAGCCACCAUCGCGCAAGGAAAGUCCUAUGGGAGGGUUGUUCGCGUGGACCACCAAAUCUUCCAAGGACGAGGAAAAGGUCCUGAAGGUGAACGUUUCGCCGGAGAAUACCAUCACUCCGCAGCAACAGCAGCACCAUCAGGUAGGCAUUUCACAACACUCCCCGCAGCUUCCGGCUUUCAGCGUGGAGAAUAUUUCCAGUCAGUUGAAGGCGGAAAUUAAGGAGAACAUCUCCCCCGAGAACACCAUUACGAAUAAGCUGUUGGUGAAUCCUCCGCCAUCGUCUCAAGUGCUGACCACUCCGGUGCAGGCCCCAGUCGCUACCGCGGCCGGGUCCCCUCAUCCGAAGGUCAUAUUCCACCUCGGGGGUGACUACGAGGAUUCCGAGGAUGACAUCGACACUCUCACUAGCAAAUUCGGUGGCGGAAGUGGCGGAACUACGGGCGUUAAUCCACUGUCCCAUCCACCGUUGUGCUCGUCCAUACUGGGAACGAGCGCCGGCAGUACCACCACCAACAGCAGCGGAAUCAGCAUCGGUAGCAGCACCAUGGCCGAGGGUUCGCCCAUUCCGGGCAGCGGUGUGGCCAUCCUGCAGACCAGCCAUCUCGGUCAGUUGGCCCGGGACUCGUUGACCACCAUGUUCAAGAACUCGUCGCUCACGUCGCAGGACUCGAUCCGGUCGAUGGAUUCCCUGGCGGAGAUGGCCGAAGUGCAGCACCAAACCAUGCAGGUACCAUCGCAGCAUCCAUUGCACCAGCACCAGCAGCAGCAUCAACAGCACCCACAACCCGAUGACACGCAAGCUCAGUAGCGGACUUGGGCGGAAUGUAAAAGUGUCGAAUGGUUGAUAUGAUUUUUUUUUCUUUGGAUGAACACUCAGUCUUUGUAAGUGUAGGUCACCACGGUGGUUCAUUUAUCUUUUGAUAUCGUGAAAAUAUUUCAAUACCUUGAAGUCGGUUGGUUUUGUACGAUCAACCCAUGAUCCAUGAGAUUGAACAUUUGGGAAGAUAAGACACUUUGCAUGCUAUUGCCAUUUUUUUGAAAUCCAGCAUUCCAAGUGAAAUUAUUUGAGAAUGUUUUAUAGGAGCACUUGCAAGCUUUGUACUUAAAAAGGCAAACUUUAGAUGAACCUUACUUAAAAAUCAUCCUAAAGAAAACAUAUAGAAGUCAUUGUGUCAUUGUCUGUCAUAUCUAGAAAUACAUACCAACCGACAUUCAAAGGUUUGAUGAUACAUUUUUUUCGAUAAUACCUUCUCGUAAAUAAGGAGCACUGUGUCACAGACGGAAGAUGAGAUUCUCUGCAGUUACAAUAGCCUUUUUAGGCUCCGAAAUUGCUCGGAGAUGUGUUUUGAUUUCGGAAAACGAAUCGUAUUUCCGGUUCACAUGUUCCACAUCGAACCCCCUACCUACCGUAUACCUUCCCUAUUUACAUCCAAACAUCCAUCCAAUCAAACCAUGAUCAUUAUCGCCAUCCUAGUGUUUCCGUUUUUUUUUCUUCACCCAUUUAGGUUGUGAGAAGAAAGAAAACAUAACAGUAAUUAAUGUGCCUUCUUUGAAAAAAAAAAAAACAAGCGAACACUGAGAGAACAAGCUGUUUGGUUUCGCGGCGGCUGCUAAAGACUUUGUCCAAGGAAGAGACACUGAAGAAAGAAUACGACGAGAGAACACGGAACUGAAUCAUGGGACUCACACAAAUAUGGUGAAACAGGUAGAGAGGUAACGAAUUACUUAUUUUUUUUUAUAUAACUAUGAAUAUGCGAAACAGUAAUACCAGACGGAAAGGAAGAGGCUAAACAAUACGUUGGAAUCGAAAGCGGAAGGAAGCGUCAACGUCGGAUGGGUUGGUCCAUUGUUGAAAGCAGUUGGAAUUAAAGUUAUGUGUGUGUGAGAGUGAAAAAGCGGCGAUGGCAACACUGUUUAGUAUGAGAUAGGUGAUAGAAGAUAUUCAUUAUUAUCGCUUUUUUCCGUUUUUUCGCACUACUUUUUUGUUUUUAUAUGGAGUUUCCCCAUAGGUUCGAACAUUUUUUACUGAAUAUGUUUAACAUUUUCAUGACAUGCUUUAAGUUAGAUUAGUCAUUACAUUUUUCCAGCGUUAUUCCAGGAGUUUUUUUUCGUAGUUACAACGGAAAUUUUCUCUAAGUGCUCCUCAAGAAAUAAUUCUCGAGUUUCUUGGAGUUCCUCCUGGAAUAACUCCCGAAGAUCUUCUAGCAAAUUGCUCAGGAGGAAUUGGAGUUUCUUCCACAGUUCUUUUAAUAAUUCUUAUCGGAUUUUCGUUCAGAUUUUAUUCCGUAGCUCCUCAGGAAAAUCUUUCCAUAGUUCCUCCGGAAAUACACUGAGUGUUCUUAAAAAAAUCUUUAGGAUCUCCUUCCACAUUUUUUCUGGCAAUUCCUUCCAGAGCUCUUACGAGUGUAUUUCCGCGAAGUUUUCCGCGAAUUUCUUCUGGGGUUCCUCAGUAAAUUCCUUGAAGAACGCUUUAUUCGCAGAGUUCACGCUUUUUGAUCACAAUCAUUUGCGUUUACUAUAAGUCUCCAAUGCGCAUAACGAUCUGAGCUGAAAAAAUACACGAAAGCCUUGACAAUUUCUUCAGAAAAUUCUCCGGGAGUUCGGCCAGAGAUUCUUUUUUUUUUAUUCUUCUGGGAAUUAUUUUUGGAAUUAUUCCUGCAGUGUCUUUAGGAAUUCUGGAGUACAUUCGAGAAUUCUUUCCUGAGUGUCACCGAGAAUACUUUUCGUAGUUACUCCGAGAAUUUCUUCAGUAGUUCCUUUAGGAUAUCUUCCGGACAUUUCUGGUAAUAUGUUGUUCCAUAAGUUCUAGAAGAUUCCUUAAGUCAAUUCUGUUAACGUGAGAGUUUAUCUAAAGAUUUCCCAAAAAAAAAAAUUUUGGAGUAAUUUGUUAAAAGAUAUGUAUUUUAGUUAAAAUUCCCGGAACAAAUUUCAAUUUCGAUCCUGUUUCUCAACAGGAUCUUAUAACAACUUAUGGAAAGACCCGGUAGACAUUUUCCAGCGUUAUUCCCAAAGGUCGAAAUUUCUGCAGGAACUUCUGCAAAAUUCUCAGAAAGUACGCAGUAGUCACUAAGAGAAAUACUAAAGAGAUUUUAAAGAAAAACGGUCUAAAAUUGAAUUCCUGGAAAAAAUGUAGGGGAAUUGAAGAAGCUUCAAAGAAGGAUUACAUGAGCAUGAGCAUGAACUUCUGGAAGAAUUACGAGGAAAAAACGCUUUGAGCAAUGAAUUUUGAGAAACCUUUCGCCUGCAACAAAUUUUAGAUUGAAUCAUUAUUGAGUAAACAUUUCUUAAAAUAUGUCUCGAGGAAAAUCUUGGAAAAUUCUCAGAACGUAUGGAAGGAGAAAAAGAAACAGGUUUCGAAGAAAUACGGGAAAUACAAUUUCUUGGAGAAAUGUUGGGGAAUUGGAGAACUUCGUAAGAAGACAUUUUUGACAAUUUGACAAUUUGAAUCUCUGGCCGAACUCCCGGAGAAUUUUCUGAAGAAAUUGUGAAGGCUUUCGUGUAUUUUUUCAGCUCAGAUCGUUAUGCGCAUUGGAGACUUAUAGUAAACGCAAAUGAUUGUGAUCAAAAAGCGUGAACUCUGCGAAUAAAGCGUUCUUCAAGGAAUUUACUGAGGAACCCCAGAAGAAAUUCGCGGAAAAACUUCGCGGAAAUACACUCGUAAGAGCUCUGGAAGGAAUUACCGUAGGAACUCCCGGAGGAAUUUUCGUAUGAAUUUCUGGAGAAGUUCUUGUAACAAAUUUUCGAAGUACCGUAGCAAUUCUUCUGAAAAUAACCACAGAAUUUUCUGGAGAAAUUCCCCAUAGAAACUGCUAGAAGAAUUCUCGUAGGAACUCUUACAAGCACUCUCGAAGUAACUCUUGUUGGGAUCCCCGUAGGAACUCUUCGAGAAUUUCCAGUUUAGAUUUAUUGAGGAACUCCCUUAGAAACUCCUGGAGGAAAUCUCGUAUUAACUCAUCGAGGAAUUUCUGUAGGAUCUUCCGGGGAAAUUAUCCGUAGCUUCUCCGGGAGAAAUUCCAGUAUAGCAUCCGCCAGAUAACUGACAGUCCCUUAACUGGGCUUCCUGGGCUGCUUUUUUACUGAGCGCUCGAUUACUGGGUCAAAAUCAAGUUAAGAAGCUGUUGUCUGUAAAAAAUGACGAAAAUGUGAGGUAUAUUUGUAAAUCGUUAAACAAAACAAAAUAUAACAAUAGCCUCAGACGAUGGGAACGCAGUCCAGUUAUUGAACAGCGUUUGCUAAUUGUACUGUUACCAUAUGCAUAUGCUUUCGAGCGAAAGUUGUAUGCACAUCUAAAUGAAUUCCUAUAGGAGUUCUUGGCUGCAUUUCCGUAGGAACUUCUCCCUAGAGGAUGUUCAAAAUUCUCAUAGUAACAGUUAUGUGUAGGACAGUUAUGCGAUCAUAGGCAGAGUACCUCCCGAAGGAAUCUAAACUUCAUAAAAAAUCACUGCGGAGGAAUUCAUAGAGCAAUACCAGUGAAAAAACAUCUGAAAGAAUCCCUGGGAAGCAACUCCUUAAACAAUUCCACGGAGAAACUUCUAAAAGAAUUGCAAAUGCACCUCCUGUAAUAAUUCCAGCUAAAGAACUCUUAGAUGGGUUCUCGCGAAAAAAAAAAAUCUCAUGCAGGAAACCCAGAAUAAGAACUCCAAGAUGAAUAUCAGAAGAGGAAGAAGAAGACUCGGAAGAAUCGCCGGAGCAACUUUCGGGAGAGUUCCCAGAAAGAAAAACUCGUUGAGGAAUUCCCGUAGGAAUGAUUCUUAGUCAAAUUCCGCAAGAGAAACUUCUGUAUGGAGUCCCUAAGUAGAUCCUGUGAAGAAAUUUCCUGAUAAAAUUCCUGAAGUCAUUUCUAAAAGUGUUCCAGAAGAAACUUCUGUCCAAACUGAUGGACGAGUUUUCGUCUGGUGAAUUUUCAGAAAAAAAUACAGAAGCAAUUUCCUUACCAACUCUUGAGAAAAUUUCCAAAACUCCUUGAAAAAUAUCCGUAUUAGCUCUUAGAGGAAUUUCCAUAGGAACUCUAUGAAGAAUACACGUAGAAAUUAAUGGGAGUAUUCCCGAAGGAACACCUGGAAGCACUUCCAAAGUAACAUUUGUUGGGAUCCCCUUUUGAAACUCCUGGAGGAUUUUCAGUACCAACUCUUAGAUGAAUUCCCUUAAAAACUCCUGGAAGAAGUCUGAACAUAAACAUCUACAGGAAUUCCCGUAGAUACUUUUGGGAAAAUAUCCGCAGCUACUCCGGGAGGAUUUCCAGUAUUCACAUAUGGAGGAAGUCCCAUAAGAAUUCUUGGCGGCAUUCACAUAGGAACUUCAGAACUUCCGCAGAAAGGAAUUUCAGUAGAAACUCCUUUAAGAAUUCGCGUGAAAAUUCCUAGAGGGAUUUCUAAUUCCCCGUAGGAACUCCUAGAGGAAUUUUCAUAGGAACUCAUGGAGGAAAUGUCGUUGGAACUCCUAAAAGAAUUCCUGUAGGAACUCCUGGAGGAAAUCCCGUAUGAACUUCUGGAAUUCCUCUAUUAUUUCCUCGAGGAAAUCUCAUGGAACCUCCACGAAAAAUCUCGCAUUUACUUCCGUAGGAACUUCUAGAGGAAGUCUCGUAGAAACUCCUGGAGGAAUUCCAUUAUUAACUCCUAGAGAAAUUAUUGUAGGAACUUCUGGAGAAAUUGCCGUAGGAACUCUUGGAGGAAUUCCAGAAUUUACCCCUAAAGAAACUUUCAUAAAAACUUCUGGAUCGGAUUUUUCCCGUAGAAACUUCUGGAAUUCCUCUAUUUACCCCGCGAGGAAAUCUCAUAGAAACUCUAGGAAGAAUUGAUGCAUUAACUUCUCUAGGAAUUCUUGUAGGAACUUUUGAAGGAAUUUCCGUAUCUACUUCGAGAGCAUUUCCAGCAUUCACAUCUGAAGGGAUUCCCAUAUUAAAUAUGAACAGCAUCCUGGAGAACUCCUGGAGAAAUUAUAGUAGUAACUUUGAGAAUUCCCGUGGGAACUCCUAGAGGAAUCUUCAAAUCCUUCUAGAAACUCCUGAAGGAGUUUCUGCAGUAAUGACCUUAUUAAGUAGGUACUCAUGAAAUUUCGGUACUUGUUCAUAGAAGCACUUCAGUGUGAACUCCUAGAGAAAUGCCCGUAGAAGCUCCUGGAGCAAUCCUCGCAUUAACUUCUCGAGGUAUUCCCGUAUGAAUUCCUCUAGUAGCUCCCGCAGAAACUCUUAUAGUAAGUUUCAUUUUUCGCCUGGAAGAAUUCCCAUAAGAACUCUUGUAGGAAUUCCAGUAUUUACCUCUGUAGGAACUUCUAUAACAACACUUGGAGGAUCUCACUGAAGAAUUCCCGUAGGAACUUCUGGAAUUAAUUCCUCGAGAAAAUCUCAACGAAACUCAUGAAAAAAUCUCGUAUUAAUUCCUCCAGGAAUUUCAGAUGUAACUUUCGGAGGAAUGUCCAUAACUACUCUUCCGUAGAAACUCUUGGUGUCAUUCCCGUAGGAACUGCUGAUGGAAUUCCAGUACAAACUCGUUUGGAAAUUUCCAUAGGGACUCCUAGAGGAAUUCUCAAGUUCCCGUAGUAACACUCCUGAAAGAAUUCCUGGAGCAAUCCCCGCAUUAACUAGCCGUGGAUUUUCUGUAGUAGCUUCUCGUGUAGAAACUCUUGAACGAAUUGUUAUAGGAACUCUGGAAGGAAUUCUCUUCGAAACUCCUGUGUGAAUUCCCGUAUUAUUUCUUGGAGGAGUUUGCGUAGGAACUUGUGGAGAAACUCCUAGAAGAAUAACUGUAAUUGAUUCUCGAGAUUUUCCCGUACGAACUCCCCUAGUAAUUUCUGUAGACUAUUUAAGGGGUUCAAUAAAAACUCCUGGGGGAAACAUGGAGAAUUCCCGUACGAACUUCUGAAAGUAUUCCUGAAGUAACUCUUGUUAAGAUUCCCGAAGAAUCCUCCGUACAAACUGUUUUAGGAAUUUUAAAGAUAACUCCCGGAAGAACUUGCGAAGCAACUCCUGUAGAAAUUAUAGUAUUUACUCCUGAAGGAACUUCCACAAAAACUUGAGGAAACUGAAGGAAGUCUCGUGGGACCUCACUGAGGAUUUCCCGCGCGUGGGAAUUUCUAAAAUUUCUUUAUUAACUCCUCGAGGAAAUCCAGUAGGACCUUCUUUGGAUAUGUCCGAGGUAUUCCGGAAGAAAUUUCAGCAUUCAUAUCUGAAGAAUUUCCCAACAGAACUCUUGGUGACAUUUCAUUGGAACUCCUGAAGGACUUCCAGUACAAACACGUCUCAUAAUGCCCGUGGUACACCUGAAGGAAUUUCUGGAGCAAUUUCCGUAUUCACUAGCCGUGGAAUUUUAACGUAGUAAACUCUUUGUUGAAUUCUAGGAACUCCUAGAUGCGUCUUCCUAGGAGCUCUUGGAAGAAUUCUCGUAUUAUUUCGUGGAGGAAUUUUAGCAGGAACUUCUAGAUGAAUGCCCGUAGAAGCUUCUGGGUAAAUGCCUGUAGAAGUCAUGGUAGAAGCUCCUGGAGGUAUUCUCAUUAUUAUUUCCGUACGAACGCCUCCAGUAACGCCCGUAGAAACUUUUUAAGGAAUUUCCAUAGGAACUGAAGGAAUUCUCACAAAAACAGCUGGAAGAACUCCCGUAGGAACCCCUGCAAACACUUCCGAAGUAAGUCUCGUCGAUAUCCCUAUAAGAACUCCUGGAGGAGUUCCCGUAGAAGCGCCUGGAAGAAUUCUCGUACUAACUCCUGAAGGAACUUCUGGAGGAAUCUCUGUAGCUACUUCGGGAGAAAUUACAGUAUUCACAUCUAAAGAAAUUCCCAUAAGAACUUUUGACGGCAUUACCGUAGAAACCCCUCGAAGAAGUCCAGUAGUAACUCCUUUGAGAAUUCCCGUAGGAACUUCUAGAAGAAUUUUUGGAGCGAUUGCCAUAUUAAGUACUCGUAACUUUUUCAAGAAUUCCCGUAGAAUGUCUAAUUACUCGAGAAUUUCCUGUAGGAACUCUUAGAGGCAAUUUCAUAGGAACUCGCGUUUCAAGGAAUUCGCGUAUUGUUUUCCGGAAGAAUUUUCAUAGGAACUCUUGGAGGAAAUUUCGCUUUAAUUCCUCGAGGAGUUCCCGUAUUAUCUCUAGUAAUUCCCGUAAAAACUCUUAUGAAUAGCUAUGGGCCUCCUGAAGGAGCGUCCGUGAGAUAUUCCUGUAGGAAUUCCAGCAUUUACUCCUAAAAAACUGCCAUAGAAACUCCUGAAAGAAAUCCCAUAAAAACUCACGGAGGAAGGCUCCUAUUACCUCCUAGAACAAUUCCCAAGUAACAUUUUUUAGUGAAAACGGAUUGAGGUUCGUAGAACCAUCAUAAAACCAAAAUAGAAUGUUUUAGGUUUUAAGACGGUUCUCAAAACCUCUUCAAGACGAAUUGGCCAUCAAAAUGUUAGUUGGGAUUCCAAUAGGAAUUCCUAAAGAAGUGUCCAUUGUAAUUCCUGGAGGAAUUCUCGUAUGAACUUCCGGAAGUAUUUUUCUUACCCCUUGAGAAAUCAAAGAUAAAACUCCUGGAGAAAAAAAAUCUGGAGAGAGAGUCUGCGAUGGGUAGCACGGAGUCAUUAGCUUUUGUGUGAAACGCUCACUCUAUCCUCAUACCUGCCACACGAUAUACACAUGCAAAAUGGUCAUUGACAGAGGAAGCUCUCAAUUAAAAAGUGUAAAAGUGCUCGUAGAAUACUGAACGGAGCUGAGAAGUAGGCUUUGUGUAGAAGUGUAGAAGAAGAAGAUAUGGUCACAUGACAGUCAGCGUGCUUACACACGGAAUUUUGGCAAAUGAGCUUAUUCUCCGAAUGGAGUGACGUGAAAAAAGUCGGAGUUGUAUAGAGGUGAGGAAAUUCGUCCCGAAUGAGGUGGCUUUCCAUUUGAUUUACAAGGCGAGUCAAUUCAUUCGAGUGAGUAGAUAUUUCUAACCUCGAUAUACCACUCCGACUUUUGCAACGUCACUCCAUUCGCAAAAUGAGCACAAAAGUGUAUGACUAUCAUCUUUUUUAAAUAAAUUUUUCAAACAUAUUUUCGUUUCCUAACCGAUUACUAAACAGUGAAUCGCCUAUCGCAUAACAGUAUGCCCGAGUUGUAAUGAAUGAUCGUAUGCUUUGGUAUUUGAGUUUAAAGUAGUUUGAAGAUAUCACACACACAAAAUACCAGCAUGAAACUAAACAAAAGCGAGUAACUAGUAGUACUUAUGCGUGCAAGCAAAAAAAAAACAGAAUGUAGGUGAGAUGGAAACUAUUAUGUAUUAGGAAUGUAAACGAAACAAAACAAAACUGAAUUGGACCUGAAUAAAACGUUAGAAAGAAGGGAGCAGAACUAGGAAACAAACCGAAACAAAACAAAACAAAAAACAAAUGAGAACUGAGAAGUAUUAUUAAUGGGAAAACGAUGAAACACACUAAGAAUAUAGUAGGAGAGGAAACGAAGACGACGACGACGAGCACGAAGGGAGGAGGAGGAGAUGUGAACUUGCGUAACUUUACCCUUAAUCAAUGCCAAUUGUGAUAUUAGUUUUAAUCGACACGUGAUUAUUUUAAAUAAUAGUAAGACACGAUUACAAGAGAGAUAAACGAGAGUCAACAAGCUAUAGGUGAUCAUAUUAAUUUUCUUGAGUGAUGCGAGAGGGGGAUGUGAUGAGAGUGGUGUGUGAGUGAUUGGAAUGGCGAGACAUCAGUUCUCAAAUGCUUCAAUAAUGGAUCUUCCUGCUUUCCGCGUGAUUGGCUUCGAGCGAAAUGGUACCGAGGAAGAACUGACAGCCGUGGUUCUUCAGUGUUCGCUUGAAACGUGUGUUGAUACGAGUGCGCCAUCUAUUGCAAACAUGUCUAUUUUUGGAUACCUUUUUGUAUCGAAUGAACGUCCUUGCCUGUAUAUUUCCCAUGAUUACAUUUUAAACACUCUUUUUGAAUCAACAUUUCCAUCUUAUCGCGUUCGAUGAGGAAACAUGUGAACUUGGAAUACGAGAAGAAGAUGUGCUGCAGAAGUAGGUGUGACGUGACACAUAUUGUUCUUAUGAAGACCAUUUCAUCGAACGUGAUUCAGCUUUCUUUUGAUUGUUGCACGUUCUUUUUAUAUUUUCAGAAAUGGCUUUCAGUGGAAACAAUGUUGUGCUACGGUUGUAGAUAACUGUCCGUCCAACAAUUUGGAGCUCAAUUAGUUUUGAGAAGACUCUGAAGAUCGCCAUAAAACCCUGUUUUUUUUCAAUCUGGUUUUAUAAUGGUAUUAAGAACCUCUUUCGAUCUAUCUGACUUAACAUCUUUUCUUGGAUAUCAAAGUGUGUGGCUCAUGAUUAGAUGACAUUCCUAGUAAAAUUUUUAGUCAAAUAGAAUAAAAGAGGUUCUUAAAACCAUCAUAAAACCAAAAUAAAAGCUAUUAGGUUUUAUGGCGAUUCUAAAAACCUCUACAGAACUAAUUGGCCAUCAAAAUGUUGCUUGGGAUGAGAGUCUGCAGACGGAGAAUGGAUGCCUGGCAUUCAUAAGAAUAUCCUCAUUAAACAUAAAAAGAAUAUGAGUACUUCGAACUGCUUCACAUCGUCAAACUAGUUCUAAUAAAAGAACAAUUAAACCAGUCAUGUAUCCAACAAAAAACAGGGACGAAGGAGGUGUGUCCAAUAGAGGGAUCACGUUUUAUUUGUAGAAGGAAACAGAAGCUCAAUUCGAUACGUGAGGAGGGAAACUACAUUCGUUUCCCUUUUUACUCGUGCUAUAGUUAGAUACUUCAUGGCGUAUCUAAUUGGGCUAGUCUAGUGAGAGUAAUAAACCAUGAAAAAAGCACUUAAUCAAAACGUUUAAUCUGCAUGGGACUUGAAAAAAAAACUAAAAUUAUCCAAACGAGAUCGAGUAGGUAUCGCUAGAGCCAAUAAAAACAACUGAUUGCAUCUCUCGCGUGAAAUGUGACGACCAAAUUAUGGCAGCCGGUCAACUUUUCCACGAAAUCAUAGCACAUCUACGAUCUACGAUGAGUCACAUUUUUACAGUUGCCGAGAAGGCAGAAGAAACAUGGAGCACCGUUGAAAAUUCAUCCAUUAUUGGGAUGUGGGUUUCACACCAUGUCUUACAAACAAUACACACGAGUAUGUUGGGAGAACAGAAAAAUAACCCAAGCAGUAGAAAGAAAGUUCAUAAGAGCUAGGAUCCAGAGAGUAAACCUAAUGUAUCAUCAUUAAUAUCACCCUACAACAGCAGCAGUAGCAGCAGAAGUUGUUUUGUUUUUGGUUUAUAGGACUACAACACACAACGGAUAACGCGAAACUUAAAGAAACGAUGCUAGAGAAGAAAGCGAAGCGUUUGCCAUGCGGUUGCACAAAUUUAUAUGGAUACGGGCGAGAAAAGCAACUUCAAAAUUAUCACAAAUAUUUCCCUAAACCUUAUUUGAACCGUACUUGAUUGAUAAAUCUAUACUGUAAUUCUGUUUGUAGUUGUUUCUCGGGAGACUUUGGCUGUCAGUCAAAGAAAUGCGUUGAUUUUCUUAUCUCAUUGCCAACGUUUCGAUCUAGACGUUGGAAUCUUUUUCAGGGCCUGCGGUUCAUUUGUUCAAUUGGGAUUGAGUUUACAAAUUACUAUACUUACUCGAAAUUAACCGAAAGAUUCCGAGAAAGAUGCCAAUUUCCCAGUCGAAGCUCUACAGAUACUAUCACCGUGCAGUUGAUUAUCGAGAGUUCGUCACAUUGUCCCAGUCUCCGGCGAGAUCCGAAUAAACUGAAUACACGAUUGAUUGAUGUCGAUGAACAAAUGGUGCGUUGGGAUCGGGUGUUCACGGAAUUUCUGGAGGAUUAGUCGUACGAUGUAGAUCUAGUCCGUUGUCGACCAGCCGUUGAUGAGGCUGGCUUGAUAAUUUCCCACAAACUCAUUCGUUCUAGGGUAGCACUUUGUUGAUGGCAUUCAAAAUGGCGAUCUGAUCACCACUCCUUAUCACCACGACGCCCAGUGUACCGUAGUUGACAAUGCCAGGUAGUCCGCCUCAUACGUUAAAGAGAGAUACAGUGGACUGUCGUUUACAGCACCAGGAUACUACUGCUGCUUGUAGCAGGUAUAUGUACCCAUUCGUUGACCUUCUCUUAUAUACAUUGGACGCUCAGCUCGCAUCGGAAUAACCAACGAGCUUCGAAUCGCCGGCCGCAGUCUUACCGUCUUUGUCCCUUUGUGGUCGUAAAGGAUGUAGGCAUCCACCGGCCUCCUGAUACGGAUAUUUCAUCGUCCGCCUUCUCUUCCGCAGUUUUCUGGGACAUUUUCCUUGAUAGAUUUUCGGUGGUAUUCAAUGGAGUUUGCACAUCCUUCACAUCUUGCGUGUUGAACUGCCGCAGCAUGGAAUCGAAGUACGGUUUCCUGAUCCAACGACUCUGAGCCUUUCGUACGGGUGUAGUAACUAAUGCCCAAACAGCUCACCGCAGAUCCCAAAUUCUUCAUCUGGAAUGUACUGCAGAGCUUGGUCUUCAAGUUGCUCUUCAGGACUGCAUCGUUGGAGAAAAUCAGCACGUCGUUGACGUAUACUGCCAUGAACAAGACUUUUCUGCCCUCGAUCCAGUGUAAUACAGACAUAUGUCGUAUUCGGAUUAAGCUUCACAAAACAUAUUUCCUUUUCGAGAUCGCCUUCGAAGAACGCGGUAAUGGUAUUUGGCUCCCAUGGCGGACAAAUACCGCAGUGAACUGUGAAGAACGAAGACUUCGUUCCCGUCCAGGCUGCUUCGGUGAUAACGACGUGAGCCUGAGUUAAACAUUAAUUCAGCAAAAACACAGCCUUCGAUACAGCUUUCGCCUAGAAGGCUUUCGACAGUCCUGCUUUGAUCAACAUGCACCAAGUGCGAUCCAAAAUCGAUUAGUUCGCACGCUCUGUCAUUCCAUUCCAUUCCAGGUACGCUUCGAAACCACGUGUCUCGUUAUCGAUUCUCAACACCAUGAGCUCCCUGCCGGAUUGCAGCUCCGCAAUCACGGGGAAUUCCUUGGACACCUUCAAGACGUCCGACUCAGACUUCGACUUUCGGAAAUACAUCCAAAGAAACUCACCUCCAUUGGUCCGCAUUGGUCGAAAUGAACGAUGUCUAAUUUCUCGGCAGCACGGGAGCCUUAUACUUGCUGAACAGGUUCCGACAUUGCCCUUGGGACAAAUUUUACAGUUCACUUGACCUGAUCAGAUCGUCGCAUGAUCUUGACGUUCAAAUGGCGCAUCUUCAAUGUUAAUCCAACACCUUCAGGCUCUUGGACGACGCACAAGCUUGCGCGCUCUUCGAGUCCUGUUGAUGCUGUUCAAGUUAGAAGAGAUUGUUAUCUUCGAUACCUGUCGCAAUCACGUUGCCGUCCAUAUGGGCCACUCUGCAUCUGGACUCCGGCAACAGGCUUUGUGCAAAAGUCAAGAGCACCAGCGCCUUGAUUCGCUAGGAAGGGUCAUGGAGCCCCAGUGUCCUAAUCAGCUCUUAAACCGCUUUCUCUGCUUUUCGUUCGUUUGACAAUAAUUCCCGUAUUCAGCCUUCUACGCUGAGUUCUUAGUAUUUGCCGCUUCCCUAUAACGGGUCGUAUUGGCACCGAUUCUCGACCUAUGAAUGAGCCAAGUAUGUCAAACUCUCAGCCGUAUCAGCUUCCCGGUUGUAGUUCCAGGUAGCAUUCCACGCAUACCUCGGGGUCUGUCUGAUCCAGCGGAUUGCGUCACAGAGAGAAACAGAAGUUACCUCCAGUUGAGAAUGACGCCUCCUGAUUUUGCUUGAACGUUGGCAGUCUCAUUGCCUGGGAUGCCAGGCACCCAGACUAAGGUUAUUUUCGAGGUCUCUAACCUUCCCAUUAUGAUCUAGACCGAACAGGCAACUCACGGAGUCCGAGAAUACCACAUCCCGAGAUCCUUUUGCAUGUCCAGACGCCUGCAGUAAUACGUAGACCUCUGCUGAGAAGAUAACAUAGAGACCGGGUAACCGGCUCCAGCAGCUCCAUCACCUACUUCCUCUUGUGCUAAUGAGCCCUUGGUGAAGAUGUUUGGCCUAUACAGAGUUCCUUCAGGACUUACACCAGCCCGACAUGCGUCACUCACUCGCCCGUCAAUCUCAGGAACGUUCGCAUCCCAAGCCUUUUGCCAUUGGCGAGGACUAGUGGCUAACAGUAAGAAGUUCGUCGACGUAAGAUCGUUCCACUGACUCGAAGCACGCUGGACUACUGGCAUCACACCAGGUAGAUGGUACCUUUCCAGGGCCCGCACAGCUAGCUGUACUAGCUAGGUCCUCCACUACCAGAUGUACCAGUCAAUGGUAGCCCACUCCACCAGCAGUGAAUCCACGGAUAAAGUCUUGAAAGCGCCUGAGCAGAUUCUAAACACCUCGUGUAUUGAGGUUCUAAAAUUGAACAUGCGCCCUUAGAUGUCCCAUAUGUUGAGGGUUGUCAGGAUAAAAGUAGUCCCCCAUGUCAAGUCGUAGGCCAUUCGAUAGAUCUAAUGAUACUUCAUCUCCGUACAGGUCUUCACUCGACGGUUUCUCCAAAAGACGGUCAAAAGCGGAAAAGAGCGUUUCCGCGCUAUGGCCGCGUCGGAAUGCGCGACGAUUAACCAUCCGCUCGAGUGUUUUCCUCAUGCAACUUAAAGAGGUUAUUGGCCUAUACCUCUCCGUCCGUCCUAUCCUCUUUGGGGGAUAGGAAUAACUAAUCCUCCUUUCCACUCAUCAGAUGCAGCUCCAGUUUGCCAUACCUGGCUCAUGGUAUCAAGAAGGGCCAACCGGCCGAUAAGGGGGGAGUUUCCUAAGGAUAGGAUACCCGGUAUCGUCAGGACCUUAUUGCUAGCCUAAGAUGGCUUUCGUUAUAGAACUCCGCUUCCGCCAAUAAUUUGGCAUGCAGGAAAGACUCGCUGAAAUUGCUGUUGACCGACACCUCGGCAAAUGAUCAGCAAAGGCCUCAGUGACCAUACCCGCAUAAUUCUCGGUUACUUUUUCAAAACGACGUAUAAUACACGCAAAUCCUAUGUUGAUACGUCGUUUUGAAAAAGUAUCCGAGAAUUGAUGAAACUGUUAUCUACUCUUAUAACCUUUUCCGCAUGUCUAUUCUUACCACUGACAGCUUUGAGCUUCCUCCAUAGUUCAGCCGAGCUAGUCUUCUUAGUUAUCUUCGCUGUAAAAUAAGCCCAUGUACCCUCUUUGGCAACCCAGAUGGCCUUCCUGGCCCUGGUACGCGCAAGUUGAAAUUCUUAGUAGGUCUCGUGGGGUCAUCGGGUGCCAGUCUACGAAGGGCUCUUAGGUCUUGCACCUAAGUUUCAAGGCGUCCACAAACCUUUCCGCCUGGCUAUUGGACUGCGGGUGGUAUGGCGUGAUUCGGCAAUACAGAACGCCGUUCUUCCUGAACAUAGUCGUAAAUUGCUUCGACGCGAGUUGGGUGGCGCUGUCUGAAAGGAUUCCUCACGAUGCGGAUUUCCGGUCACUUGAAGAAAGCGUUACAACUACCAAAAAGCGUUAAGCGGUCUCGCAAAUCCAAAGUAGAUUCGUGAUGGUUGAAGCAAGACCUUGGGUAGCGUCUUGGAAUAGAUAAAGCGGCUGUCACGCCUCUUGACGUAACUAUCAAUGUCCUCGUCGAUCCUCGAUCAGUACACGUGACUUUGUGCAACUGCCUUCAUACGCUCUAUUUCCGGACGAUCCCUGUGUAGUUACUUAAGAUUUCGUUGGUAAAGUGCAUCUUGGUGAUAGAAGAACGAACGUACUGCUGUGCUGGUGAUGAUGUUGACGCUGGACCACUUGCUUGAGAAACGGGCACGGAGAUCCAGGUAGCGUCUUCACGAUUGCUUCCACUUUAGAUGGAGUUCUCCGGUAUGUGGGUGAUUGGUUUGAUCUGCAGCUGAAGAAGGUUACACUUCUCCUCACGCGGAACAAACUUGAAUUUGUUGAAAUAGAGCGGUGAGGUACUUGUGGUGCUUUUCUUGAGUUUUGCUGAAGACCAGAACGUCGUCCAGGAAUGUGUCAAUUCCUUCACGAUCGGCAAUCAUCCUGUUCGCUAGCUGCUGGAAGGCUUCCGGAGCAGAUUUCAUUCCUGGUGCGAAUCGAAUGAAGCUAAAGAGACCUCAAUACGUAAUGAUUGUGAGGAGUUGCUUCGAGGUGCACGCUAUGUCGGAACCAUCAGAUUAUAAAAAUUGAAUGUACAUCGGGUUUCUUUCCACCAAACAUCAGUAUUCAAGCUAUAUUUUCAUUUGCAGAAGGUUUUAAAAUAUUCUAUCGGUGAAAAUUUUUCCAUACAUUUUGUAUGGGAGAGAAAUUGGCCGAAAAUAAGAAUUUCAUGCAAAUUUGUAUGAAAAACAGCUAAAACACUGAAAAAAUCAAAAUUUCCCCGAUGAAAUAUUUUAAAAGUUUCUGCAUAUGAUAAUAUGGCAUGAAUUCUGAUAUUCUGUGCAAAGAAACCUGAUGUACAUUCAAUUUUUAUAAUCUGCUAGUUCAGACAUAGCGUGAGGUGUCGUCCACUUUCAUUUGAAGUUAGGCAUCACUGAAAUCAAUGAUGCUAAAAUUCCGGCAAUUGUCGCAAAUUUAUUUAUAUUCUUGCAGUGUCCGAGGUCAAGCUUGAAUACUUUAAAAACGACAGCAAGGUAAUCAUAAGGGAGGUAAUCUGUCACACUGUACAAUCCGCCAAUGACAACUGGCAAGUUGGUGUCUGUUGGUGUCGAUCUACUUAGUAUUUUUCACUAGUGUGUUAGCGCUCUAUAGUGUAAACAAACGUACCAGCUAACUCUUCCACUUCCCUCGCCAUGUACGUCUCCCUGCAUCCUCUGACUGCGUAGAUCCUGCUAUCUUCCUUCAACACACCUUGAACUGCCGGAAGCCUUAAGAUCCGUCAAGGUUCACUGUCAGGAACUGUGGAUUCGAGCAGCCAUCUUCCUGGUUGAUAUUUUCAGCCUUAAAUAAGUAGCAACUACAGCACCCCUCUUUGUGACUUUGAUUGAUUUGUCUUUAUUCAAGAGACUUUCUUUGUGACUCUUUUGCUUAUAGUUCUUCGUAUAGUUGCAGCCACGGACAAAAUGCGUUGUAGUAUUAAUACAUUCAUGCCGCAUUAUAAUUCACUCAAAUUCACUGCUUACCAAGCUUGCAGGAAUUAUCAUUCGUUGCAAUCGCAAGUAAGCAUAGUUUGAUCUUUCUAAGUUGACGACCGACCAACAGCGUUCUCCAUGGGUCUAGACUCAACCAGCAAAUAAAAGAUAUUCAUUAGUAUUUCAACCUUACAACAGGCUACACUCUUCAAUAAGUAACAUAUCACAUGGCGACCGUAACAGGACACUGAUUAACACCUAAACGGCCAUCGUCAUUUUUUGACGUCGAAUUUUCGAACUGAAUUUUAACCAAUCUUGAUGAAAUUUUGGGACAAUAUUCAGUUUUUAUCGUAGUUCUGAUCAAAUGAGACACGAAAACUGAAAUCCAGUUGGUUGCGGAAUUAUUCCGGAUUCCCUUGGGAUAUCAGAGUUAUGACAUUUGGUGUAAUAAUAUCAAAACUUUUAUUUUCUUUUGGAAAUUAUGUUAAAACAUUAUGAAUAAUGGAAUCCUGGAAAAUAGUAUUUUUUCUGAAUAUCUGGAGUUCAUCCGGAUGUUCCUAGGUCCUUUGGAAUAUUCCCGUGUGAACCUGUUGUAGGAGACAUUUGCAUAUUUACUCAAAAACAUGCCGUGCGACAGCUCUUUCUUCAUGAUUUACCGUAAACAGAAUUAUUAUGGCUAUAAAAGGGGAGUUUAGCUAUUUUAGUCGCUUCCGGAACAUCCGGGUAUGCCCUGAAGUAACCUAUAGUAAAGGACAUUUGUCUUUUUACUACAAAACAUAUCGUGUGGCAGCUCUUUCUUUAUGAUUUAACAUGAAUAGGAUUCCAUAACCAUAAAACAAGUCAUUGGCCUUUUUGGUCACAUCCGGAACCUCCGGGGUGCCCUGGUGGAACCUGUAGUAGGGGACAUUUGCAUAUUUACUCCAGAACAUACCGUGCGAUAGGUCUUUCUUCAGGAUUUUACUUGAAUAGGAUUCCUAUAACCAUGAAAAGGGUCAUUGACCGUUUUGGCCCUAUCCGGCGGAACCUCCGGGGUGCCAUGGAAUAACCCGUAGUAGGGGACAUUUGCAUAUUUACAUCACAACAUGCCGUGCGGCAGCUCUUUCUCUAGGAUCUUACGUGAAUAGGAUUCCUAUGUUCAACCAUAAAAAGGGUCAUUGAUCAUUUUGGCCACUUCCGGAACCUCCAGGGUGCCUUUGUGGAACCUGUAAGUAACAUGUGCCAGCAGGACGUUUCUUGCUGUCCUCGAAUUCGGAGUUGGUCGGUGGGAUUUUGUGAUGCUUGAUUGUACUCACCGAUUUCUUCAAAGUUUCACCAACGCAUUGUCGUAUUUGAGGUUUUAAAGACGUUGGCAUUCCGCAAUGGGUAUUUCAAGAGUGAAUUCACCUUUCGCAUUGGUCUCGACUUUGUAAAUACGGAUGUCGUGUGGAUGUUGACGCCAGACUCUAGAACUGAUCCGCGUGAAUUUGUUGAGGUCGAAAUCUUCCGUUCCAGCGUCGUUUUUGGCCGUACAAGCAUGCUGAGACGGUGUCCGGCCGUUUGGCCGAAUGUCGUUUGGCUGAACGUCAUUUGACCGAAUGCCAUCUAGCCGAAUGGUCGUUUGGCCGAAUCAUGAUCGAAGGAACUUUUUGACAUUCUAACUACCAAUAUGAUCAUAAGAAGUAGUUCCUUCUUUUAAUCAUAGGCUAUUCAUUCUAGUUUUAACAUUGAUGGAUUAGUUGUCAUUGAAACAGCCAAUGUUUUAUCAAAGAUUAUUCCUUCUUUGAAUCAUAUGCUGUUCUUUCGAGUUAUACUGAUGCGGAGAACAGUGGCAUGAUCACUUAAGUUCAUCAUUCAUUUUUCGGCAUUCGGCCAAAUGGCCCUUUCGGCCAAAUGGCCCUUUCGGCCAAAUGGCGUUCGGUCAAACGGCAUUCGGCCAAAUGACCCGGAACCCUUGCGGUACCAACGAUCGAAAACGAGCUCCAGGAUGUUAGAAUCCAGAAAUUUUAUGAUGAAUUUUGGACUAUCCGUUAGCCGAAAGGAACCGCUUUCUUGAAUGCCGAAACGUUCAAUCAUCUGCACUAUCCAAGCUUUUUGUUCCGCCAUCUGCUGAUCCCGAUUCUAGUACAGAAUUUGCCAAAUGUUGUUUUUUCUCUAUUCUCUAGAGGAAAUUUCCUCUGAGCAUUUUUUGCCGAAUUCCGUAACCUUUUUAAAACAAUUUAGAAAGUUGAAACCUGAAAAUCAAAAUGAAUGUUUACAUCAAUCCGUUAGACUAUUGUUCGUGCAUCCGUCGCCAAUCGCUGAGCUAGUAGCCCUUUUCGGAAAAACAAAACUUUAGUUUAAGACAAAAUUUUAUUUCAAAUACAACAGAAAAAAACACAUAACCGAUAAAUAUAUUCUACUGAUGUACGUAUAACACACACACUAUAUUCAUGUUACUUAUAUUUUGGCUGUUUUCGUUUCAUUUUUUAAUAAGUCAUUUAAAUCUAUUCAAAUUUCCGUUUAGUUGGUAGAGCAAAAAAUAAGAAUAAUUCAAAAUUUUAAGUAGAACUUCUGAGUAGUAGACCUUUGGCGCAGUACUUCAUCAACACAAAUACUACAACAAUAAUGAGUUAGUGUACUUUCGGCAAGGCACGUUUCACACGUUAAACAUAAAAACCCCACCCUCCAUUUGACCAGUCCUGCCCCGCCCCGCCUAUUCGAAAGCAAACAUCCAGUGAGAGUGUAGCGCAACCAUCAAACCACGGAUCACAGUUUGAUAGGCAGUUUUGUUUUUGUUCUUUUUCUCUUGAAUGUGUUUAAGUGUCUUCAUUUAAUACUUCUGUGAUACAAGAUAGUACACUUGUGAUACGAUUAUAAUAUUUUUUUUAAUUAACGCUGCAACAAUUUUAACAAUGCUUCUUAGUGGCAUUUUUGGUUUUGUUAUGGUUUUAAAGCUGUUUUAAGGGCGCAUUUUUCGAUCAAUAAAACCGUAACAUAACCUCCAAUGUCACUAGAUAAUGAAGGCGCCUUUCUCUGCGUGAGUCAACAAGCACGCUGACUUGUUCCCUAUCGUUUUUCGUUGGUCAAUCACCACUUAAGUUUUUUUUUGUCUUUUUAUCCACAUACUAGUUAGCUAAAUAACAAAUAAAAGUAUCGAUUUAUCUUUAAUUCAAAGCGCCGUGUAGGUGUGUCCCACCGCGGACACUAGAGACAAGAAGAGGAGGCAAUGAACUUACCACUAUUUAGAAGUAUGUACUUUGAAUUUCUUUUUAACGAUGAUAGUAAGAUUCCAUGUACAUUAAACUCGAUGGUUCUCCACAAAGUACUAAAAAACAAAAACUAGAAUAGAAGCGGCAAACUGCAGAAUCUAGGAUAGAACGUGCCCUUUUCUUACGGUUGGGCAACGCAACGGGCUCAUGUACUUGCUCUCGAAAUCUAUCGUCAAACUUACUUUCCCCAACCCGGACCCCAAUUAUUGAUCGGCCAAGAAUCUGUAAAGCCUAUACGGGGAAGAAAAGGGCAUCCAGCAUGCGCGUAGAGCGAUACAUCCUCGACACGAAGUGCAACUUCAAGAGGUGCUUGUUUUGACUUGAUCACCAAACUCUGCAACAAACGCAACUUACCACAAAACCCACAAACAUUUGCUUAUACAAGGUUACGUACUUCAUCAUUUAGUAGGGAAGUGGAGAGAUGAUAACAAAUUUUAGUUCAACUACGUUCAAAUAUACACCAAAAUAAGCUGAUUAGGAGCAUCGAUCCGGUGGAAUUAAUUUAAACAAAACACACUUACAAUUGCAAACGCAAAUACACACACACACAUACACACACCCAAGUACAUCUGUUAGUAUAUUAGAGCUCACUAAUGAAAAACAAAAUCCGAAUAUUGAAAAACAACCCUCCUACACACCGGAAGGAAAUGUUCUCUCUCGGACUCUAGGUUUCAUUUUUAGUUACUGUUAUAAUUUAUAAUUUAGUACGAUAUAAUAUAUGUUGGAAUUCAACAGUUAAUGUACCUACCAUAAAAGAAACAAAAAACAAAAAGAACCCCGAAACAGGCAACACACACACAUACCCACAGGCAUACGGAACGGACACUCUUUUAUUCGGAUUCAAACUUACUACCCAACUUAACCGCUAGGUUUAUACAAAACAGGAAAAGAACAUUACAAACAACUUCGGAUUUCCCGUACAUUUUCCGUUCUACAAUAACAAAACCCUCUCUUCACGCGUCGUCCUUCAAACCACCCCCGCCCCUUCCUGAAAGAAAGCGAUGAUUAUUUUUUUUCCUGUAAAUAAACAAUAGUAGUGUUGAUUAAACGUA
This is a messenger RNA of Aedes albopictus (Asian tiger mosquito), 24950 nucleotides long. Its product is annotated as mucin-3B. The record is from RefSeq and is a predicted model, not a curated record. Gene Ontology annotation, cellular component: lamellipodium; plasma membrane. The transcript has 4 exons. Bases 1 to 4536 code for a protein of 1511 amino acids. Gene Ontology annotation, biological process: cell migration; regulation of Arp2/3 complex-mediated actin nucleation. NCBI's taxonomy places the organism in Eukaryota, Metazoa, Arthropoda, Insecta, Diptera, Culicidae.